AUAUAAACAUUAGCAAAGCUGCAUGCUUAUGAAUCAGAACUGUGUCUGGAUGCCAAUGAAGAACCACUCUCUCCUCACUCUAUCUUUCUCUCUAUCUGACCACACUUCUGUUGCCAGCUGGCUCCCACUUCUCCUGCGCUCAGUCACCAACGCUCAGGCCAUUCUACCCUCCUCAUCCUCUAGACGCAUGUGAUCACAGUGCUGGCGGGGAUAGGAUAUGGCUCUGACACUGGCAUAUGAUGAUGAUGUAAAGACGGCAGCUCAUCCAGACUGUGACAGCGAAGUCUGAACAGUGGACAGAGUCAGAGUUCCCCUCAACACACUCCUACGGAAGAUGAUGAGCCAGGAUGAGUCAAAAUCACGCCCAAUGCAGGAGCUGCGGGAGAAGCUGCAGCCGGAGGUGGCCGAGCUGAUCAAACAGCAGAGACUGAACCGACUGUGUGAAGGCACCUGCUUCAGAAAGAUCAGCACCCGCCGCAGACAAGAUAAAUUUUGGUAUUGCCGUCUGUCGCCGAACCACAAAGUACUGCACUAUGGAGAUGUGGAGGAGUUCUUACAAGGGCAGAUACCCCAUGACUCUCUACCGGAGAAAUUAGCAGUAGCAGAUAUCAAGGCACUGAUAACUGGGAAAGACUGCCCUCAUAUAAAGGAGAAAGGAGCACUAAAGCAGAAUAAGGAGGUGCCAGAGCUGGCUUUCUCUGUCCUAUAUGAAUCGGACGAAUAUUUGAAUUUCAUCGCUCCUGACAAGCAUGAGUACUGCAUCUGGACUGACGGCUUGAACGCGCUUUUGGGAAAAGAGAUGACAAGCGAUCUCACCAAGUCAGACAUGGACACUCUGGUUACGAUGGAGAUAAAGCUCCGCCUACUGGACCUUGAGAACAUUCAGGUCCCAGAAGUCCCUCCUCCCAUCCCCAAAGAGCCAAGUAAUUAUGACUUUGUUUACGACUACACCCAGCACACCCAGCAGCAGACUUGAGAGUGGGCUAAAGCGUUUCUGUAGCAUUUCUCUUCAUUCUCUACGAAACUCUGGUCUGGGGACAGCAAGACAACAAGCUAUAGUGUCUCCAUUUCAUGGCAUAUCUAAAGGAUUUGGCUUGAAUGCCAUGAUUGACUCCUGAACCUUCUCAAAGAUUGUGAUUAGAAUGUGUUGGCUUAGUUUGUUUUCUUGAAAGAACAUCCCCUGUUUUAUGGGUCAUUCUCCAUUUAGAGUGGGAAUUCAGGUGGAUACACAUUUUAAAAAUCUUAAUAUGUCCAUUAACAUCAAGUGCAAAAAGCAGAGCUUAAUUCCAAACAUAUUUUACAGUCAGUGGUGUUGUAUGAAUACGGUGUAACACCAUUAACUGUGAUACCAAUGACAUUUUGGUAAAAUUUAGGAUUUCGUAAAUUCGCUGACUCAUUGGUGGUCAGGUGACCUUGUGGAUUUAAAAUCAGUAAUAAAAAUGCUAAUAUGGCAUUAUUUUAACACAAUUUUCAUUAUGCAGCUUUUAAAACACAACACCCGUGAAAUUAUAAACAAAAUGAUUAAUAAAAAAAAUUGAUUAAUAAAUUAAAUAUAGUGAGCGAGUGUGACUCGCCUUCUCAUGCUGUGAGAUGCUUCCUCUCUGAUGAGCCUCGACCCAAGGAAGCAGUUUAAUAGAGUUGAAAAUACUAAAUUAUGAGUCCUGGUCACACCAGUGACCAAAAUCUCUACGACAAAUUUUUUUUUUUUAAAUAAAAUACAAAUUUUUAUAAAUAUAGCAUAACAUUAAUGAUAUAAAACGUAAACAUUAAUCUGUUCUAUACAAAUUCCUAACUAAAACCUUUAAAAAUAUAUAUUGUUUUACAUUAAAAAUGGUUUCGCACAUGUUGAAAACUGGGCCUAGGUCAACUGUGUAAAUGUACAUACUUUUUUUUUUUUUUGCUCUCUGCCUAAUAUUUUAAGCGAACUUUUAGGCCCUGCCGCCUUUGUGACAUGGUUUCCCAUUGCAAAUGGAGGACGACUCAUAUGUUAUGUAAAGGUAUAGAUCUCAACAAGAGGAUCUCUCAAGUUGGAGAAGCUGCCACAUUUAUUUGCACAGCUAAUAAAUAUCCCUUUUGUUGAACACUCCAAAAGACAUGUGGUGCAACUCUUUUUAAUGUUCAUGUUGUAAUUAAAAUUGUUAAUAUAUAA
Pygocentrus nattereri (red-bellied piranha) is the source of this 2149-nucleotide messenger RNA. Its product is annotated as engulfment and cell motility protein 1. NCBI's taxonomy places the organism in Eukaryota, Metazoa, Chordata, Actinopteri, Characiformes, Serrasalmidae. Bases 335 to 976 code for a protein of 213 amino acids. The record is from RefSeq and is a predicted model, not a curated record. The transcript is spliced from 7 exons.